AUGAAGGACCUGGGGCCCUUGCACUUCUUCCUCGGGAUCCGUGUGCGUCGUACGUCUCGUGGCUUCUUCCUCAGUCAGGAGCAGUACGCCGAGGAGAUCCUCCAGCGCGCCGGCAUGUUGCAGUGUAAGACCGCCACCACGCCUGUCGACACCCUUCCCAAGGUUGCCGCCGACGCUGGUGACCCGGUUGCCGAUCCCUCCGAGUACCGAAGCCUCGCCAGUGCCCUUCAAUACUUGACCAUGACGCGUCAUGAUCUUGCAUAUGCCGUGCAGCAAGUCUGCUUACACAUGCACGAUCCGCGUGACGGUCAUCUCGCCAUCGUCAAACGUAUUCUCUGA
Aegilops tauschii subsp. strangulata is the source of this 339-nucleotide messenger RNA. The record is from RefSeq and is a predicted model, not a curated record. Lineage: Eukaryota; Viridiplantae; Streptophyta; Magnoliopsida; Poales; Poaceae.